CCGGAUGGGUCCGGGGCGGAGAGGGCGGCAGGGCGUCGGGCGGGCGUCGGCGUCGUCGUGGUCCCCCAUGCAGCGGGCCCGCAGGCCCGGGCGCGGCCGGGCGGAGGCGGAGGCGGAGGCGGGAGCGGCGCGGGAGGCGGCGCUUGGCGAGGCGGGCUCGUGGCUGCAGCGCGUGGCCCGCCGGGUCACCGCCGCCCCCCACCUGCGGGCGGCGCUGCAGGACGCGGGGCCGGUGUGGGUGCUGGCGGUGCAGCGCUACCUGGCCGAGCCCGGCCCGGCCCGCGCCCCGCCGCCGCCGCCGCCGCCUCCCCCGCCGCCCGGCUACUGCUACGACGUCACCCUGAGCGACGGGCUGUGGCAGGAGAAGUGCCACCUGGUCCCCGAGCUCAACGGCCUGGUGCAGAAGAACAUCCUCCGCGCCGGCAUCGAGGUCCGCGUGCGCACCGUGUCCUGCCUCUACAACGAGAAGAAGCUGGACACCGGCAUCCUCUGCCUGGAGAGCCUCGACUGCGGAGGGGCCGCCGCCCCCGACCCCCGCCAGGCCCCCUUCCGCCAGAAGGAGCAGGGCCGGAGGCCCGAGAGGCCCCUCAAGGGCGGCAGGACCCACUACCUGCCCCUCUGGAACAACGAAGACCCCUACGGGGACCUGUGGCUGGGGAGGAAGCAGCCCGACCCACGGCCCGUCGACGUGUCCAGAAUAACAUCCGUUGCACACCUUGAAAUGACAUGGAUGAGCCGAAUUAAUUUCAGCCCCUUGCUUGUAAGAAUCAUGUACAAAUCGAGACUGCGGUAUUAUGGGAAACCUGAAAAAAACCUGGAUGAACCGUAUCAGGCCUAUCUGGAAGUUGCUGACAGUUCCGGCAUGGUGUCUGUAAUUUUGUGGAACACCUUAUGUCCUGAGUGGUAUAACAGUUUGAGCGUUGGUACGGUUAUCCUAAUUCAGCAGUACACCAUCAAGAAGAGUUACCCGUUUAGAACACAGCCAAGCCUGGGGAAUUCACAGAUGAAGAGAAUUUCUACAAUUGAGAUCUGCUUGAACCUCCAAGAUCCUUCAACCAAAAUAAGUAUCAUUCCUGAAAACCUGGUGAAACCAGAGUGGAGAUUACCGGAAGUAAUGUACAAUUUCAUUGCAAGGUCAGAACUGGAUAAAUUGCCAAACAAUUACUCCUGUGAUAUUAUUGGCCUAGUAACUUUUGUAGGAAGGGCUCAGCGAACUAAGAAGAAAGAAAGCAGCGAAGAUUUUUGGUUAUAUCGCUGGGUCCAUGUUGUUGAUGGGACAGCAGAUGAACCAUUUAUCCUGGAAUUAUUUGCAACGUCACAGCCUGAUAUCUUUGAGCAUAUUCACCCAAUGACGUAUUUGGUGUGUACCCAGGUGAGAGUGGUGAGAGAUGACACUCAACCCCCUAAUACGCGUUACCUAACAACUUCAAAUGAGUCACAAAUUUUUAUUACUGGGUAUCACAAAGGCCAGCCUUACACCUCUGAUGCCAAAGUGAAAAGCUUCAUUCAGUGGACUAAAACCCAAAGUGAAAAUGAUCAGAUAAAGAAAACCAUCAUUGGUGGAUAUUACCCCUUCCCACCAGCUCCAGAUACAUUUUUGAAGUAUUGUAAUUGCAUUAAAGUUGAAUCAGUUUUGACAGCUUUAAGUGAAUUGAAGGGAAAGAUUGAAGCUCUGCACUACAGAGAGCAUAAGCGCAUUGCUAUUCAGGGGAUAAUCAGUGCUAUAAGAUAUGUCGGCUGUAGCAGUACCCCUGAAGAUGGCUCAGAAGUGGGAACAGUUCAGGAACAUAGCUAUCCUUCAAAAUCUCAAGCUGUAGAAGAAACUGAUUUUCAGUCAGAAGAAAGUGAAGUUCAGAAAGAAGACUCCAGGUGCCAUCAAGAUAAAGAAAUAAAAUUUGUUCUGAAUUCACAGGAAAAUGAUUUAGAAGAGCCACAUUAUCAAAGUUCAACAGCUAGCUGUAGUCCAGUUCAGAGAAAAAAGAUGAAGCAACGUCUGGGAGAUAAGUCAGCCCUUCCAACACAAGAAGAUAAUUGGGCAGAAGAAGAAAAUAGACUAACUGUACGAGAUACCUCUCAACUUUGCAGAGAUGAAGAAAGCAUGAAUGAUGAGCCUGCAAUAGAAGAAACAAGAGAACUGUACAGUGAAUCAUGGGAGAGUCAUCUGUGGACAGAGGUGAAAGAUAACUUAAUAGACCACCUAUCAUACAGCCACGUUCAUCCAGAAAGUAUCCCACGUAAAUUCGAUUAUGAACACAAAGAUUUUCUAAUGCAGCAAUAUAAUCUUCAUCCAGCAAAGUACCAGCCUAAACAAUAUAGCACAAAUAAAGAAAUUCAUGAAUUUAAAGAUGCCAGAGGCCUUGGACACUAUGAAAUCACUGUCCUAGGUCUAAACCAUAAGAUAGCAAUAGAUGUUGCAUUUCUACCUACUUUCAGUCUUGAAGAUCCCCAGUUAUCUGUGGGAGAGGACCUCCAUAGAGACAGUUUGUUAUCCUGCAUGGACUGGAACUCUGUUUCUCACUCAGAGACUUUCAGUAGUAAAAGGCUUCAAAGUGCCACUUCAUUCCCAGGUGAAAUUAUAAAAGCAGCCACUGACCUGGACAGAGUGCAUAUUGUCUGUAUACUGGAUAUUUGUCAUUUGGGUGAAGAUAGAGUGGAAGUCUUCCUGAACAAAAUUUAUAGGCCAGCGGACACUGCGUAAACUGAGACAUUUUAUGUGGUUCUAGAACUGAAUGGUAAAAUAAAUAGAAUUUUUAAAUUUUGUGCUUUCUCCUAGUGCCAAACAUUUCAAGUGCUAUAGAGAGAGUAUUGCAGUGGAAAAAUUCCAGUGGAGUGGGGAAUCUUAAAUACCCUUCUGUGAAAGAGUUUUAUGUGCAUUGAAAAAGGAUUUUUUUGGUUUGUUUAGUCAUAAUGUGUUUGUGUCAUAUAUGUACAGUCCCUUUGGAACAACUCUUUGUGAAGACAAAUCACAAAAAGCACUAUAAUAGUCAGUAGUGUGUCUUUGAUUUUUAUUUCAUUAUUUAAGUGUAAUAAUUCCAAAGGAAAACUCGUACCAUCAACUCUUCACAAGAUACAGUAGUUUAUCAACAACUUGUGAAAUGAAAUGUUCUUCACAUUCCAGGGGAAUAUGUAAUUAUAUUCCUGAAAGCUACAGUUUAAGGCAUGCUUGACUGUCAGCCUUAAUUCAUAGUUGAAAGUGGCAUGCAGCUUGCCCUUCAGCUCAUAUUGGCACAGAGUGUUGAGGGUUCAACUGCCAGUCAAGUGCUGAUUUUGUAGCUAGACGAUUUCAUCUUGGUAGGGGGCUAAUAUGCACCUCUCACAGUCAAAGUUGAUUUCAGCUCUUUCAAAAAGACAUUGAAAUCCUACUUGAUGAAUUUCAAAAGGUUUUGUUAAGUGUAGAACCAAAAGCCAGUUACUGUGAUAUCCUUUUCAAAGGACACAUUUUAAUGUGUGUAAAAUGUUUCAGUGUUAGAUUACCCUUUGGGGUUGCUAAAAUGUGCUAUGUGAUUUAUAAUUAUAAAAAUAUUUGUUCUUUCUGUAGAGUAAAGUGUGUAAAUAUUCAAAGGAGAUGGAGGACUGCUAUUCUGGGCAUCUAUGCUGUUUUUAAUUUUUAAAGUAUGUGAUACAAUCCAAAUUUUAGUAGGCUCAUGUGUGAAUUAAUCCAGCCCAGUUGCAGAUUGCUUUAUUUCAAGGUGAAACUAAUUUUCAGUUAAAGGAAUUACUUCAAAGAGAAGUUAUUUUUA
Molecule: messenger RNA, 3740 nt
Organism: Ornithorhynchus anatinus (platypus)
Lineage: Eukaryota; Metazoa; Chordata; Mammalia; Monotremata; Ornithorhynchidae
Gene: RADX
Product: RPA1 related single stranded DNA binding protein, X-linked
Exons: 14
Coding region: 5-2698 (897 amino acids)
Biological process (GO): regulation of DNA repair
Cellular component (GO): replication fork
Molecular function (GO): single-stranded DNA binding
Source: RefSeq, a predicted model, not a curated record